Molecule: messenger RNA, 1273 nt
Organism: Teleopsis dalmanni
Lineage: Eukaryota; Metazoa; Arthropoda; Insecta; Diptera; Diopsidae
Product: dnaJ homolog subfamily B member 13
Exons: 5
Coding region: 43-1155 (370 amino acids)
Cellular component (GO): cytosol
Molecular function (GO): protein-folding chaperone binding
Source: RefSeq, a predicted model, not a curated record
GGAAACACUUAAAGUCGUAACGUUAACAAUAAAAAUAUCAAAAUGAAUUAUUCGGAAUUAGAUUACUACGCAAUUUUAAAUAUUCCUCGCAGUGCUCCAAAAGAGGAAAUAGCUCUUGCUUAUCGCAAACUAGCAGUUAAGCUUUGCCCGAAUCGAGAUCCAAAAACUAAUACCGAAUUUGUACCUGAAGGUGCGGAUGUUGCCGAUAUGACACAUAUGAAGCCCUUACCAAAAAAUCGUCAAUGGGAAUAUAUAAACAUGGCAUAUGAUAUAUUAGGAAAUGAACUACAUCGCGCAAUCUAUGAUCGUUACGGUGAAACAGGCCUAUUACAAGGUGUACUUCUACCAAAUGGUUAUUUUCCACCAUACCAAUAUCAUGGUGAUCAUAUGAAGAUAUAUCAAUCUGUAUUUGGAAGUUAUUCACCUUAUGCGGGUAUUAUUGACGCUAUAACUAACCCACCGUCAUUGUAUACCUCAAAGGAAUAUGGUAUUGGAGUACGUACAAAAGAUCCUCCAGAGGAAAAAAUUAUUGAAUUAGAUCUGAAAGAAGUGCGUUUCGGCUGCGUUAAAUUAAUGACUGUUUAUAGGCAGGAAUUUAUAGACGAUGAACAAAUACUUACAGAAAAGAGAAAGAAAGUACUAACUCUGGAAAUACCACCAGGCGUUACUGCGGGCACGCGAUUUACAUUUAAAGAAGAAGGCGAUCGCUGUCACACUAAAAUUCCAGCAGAUAUAGUGUUCAUUAUUGCAGAUAAACCAAACGAAAGAUUUGUUCGUCACAACCAUACUGACCUAAUUUAUACCCAUGAUAUCGAUUUAUGUGAUGCGCUGGUUGGAGUUAAUUUCAACAUUAAAACUUUAGACAAUAGAAACUUAAAAAUUGCUAUAAAUGAUGUCAUUCACCCGUACUACAUUAAAAAAUACAUCGGAGAAGGUUUACCUAAAUGCCCUAAAAGUUACUUACAAAUGCCGAAAGUUGAAAAAACAAUACUUGGUGAUUUAUAUGUUAAAUUCAAUACGAUAUUUCCAACCUAUUUAAAUAACGAAAUGAAGAUAUACUGUAGGGAAUUUUUUGAACGGCUCGCCGAAUCUGAGGAACAGAGUCAAGGAGAUCAAGCUACUAACGCAAUAGACACGAUCCUUAAAAAACAAUAAGUAAAGAGCGGUUAUUGUAAUGUCAUAUAUACCAGAUCUCCAGAUAUUUUUCAAUUACUUAUAUUGCAAGUUUAACAUGUUAAAAACAUACAAAAUUUAAACAAAAUUUUUGUUAACA